ACUUACUGUUAGGUUAGGUUCCAUCUAUAGACAUUUCUCUAUGACUGAUUAGCCGGUUUCGUUUUCGCUUUUCCAAUGAAACAGACAAAAAAUGGCAUAAAAGAGUGUUAUUUGUGAAAGAAAUGAACAUUCAAACGGUUAAAAGUAUAUUAGUUAUAGGGGAAAAGUUGGAAUAUGUGCUAUUCAAUACAGCUAUAAAUUGCGCGAAGGCUGGUUUUCCAGUUUGGUACAUAUCAAUUUUUCCGUUUGAAAAAAUUCCAGAGAAUAUUGAAAUUCCCGAGAAAGACGUUCUGAACUUGAUAACCUUUAUAUAUUUGAAGGAUUACCAGUGCCUUAUAUCACAUUUGAAUGGAAUACAUCUUUGGAGAAAAACACCUCAUGUUAUUUUGAUAGAUAAAUUUGACUUGUACUGUAAUAUUAAUGAAGAAAAUUAUGAUCCACUAAUAGCUGCUUUGCUAUCUACCUCAGUUUUAGAUGCUUCAUGUUCUGCUUCAAGAAAGUCAAAAAGAGACAUCUACCUUAUAAUAACCUGUAAAAUACAGAAUAUGUUUGAGAGACGGUUGAUCACAUUGAGAAACCUUUAUUUCCCAAAAAUAUUCUCACAUUCAGUAGAUCUGGAUACUGUAGAGGCAUUAAAUGACUUCAUUGUAUAACAAAUAUAUUUUUUUUAUAAAUUGAAUUGUUAGAUAAUUAAUGUUAUUACAUAAAUAUAAUUCAACUAACACUACAAAGGCACAUUUCUCUAGUCUAUUCUAUUAGAAUGUAAAUAUAUAUUCCUGUAUAUAAAUGUAAAAUAAAUAUUAAUAAUUUUUAUGGCAGUACAUUUUAGAGAAGAGUUUUAUACUUAUUAAAGAGAUUAUACAAGA
This is a messenger RNA of Coccinella septempunctata (seven-spotted ladybird), 866 nucleotides long. RefSeq lists its product as uncharacterized. Gene Ontology annotation, cellular component: Shu complex. NCBI's taxonomy places the organism in Eukaryota, Metazoa, Arthropoda, Insecta, Coleoptera, Coccinellidae. Gene Ontology annotation, molecular function: single-stranded DNA binding. The transcript has 3 exons. Gene Ontology annotation, biological process: double-strand break repair via homologous recombination. The record is from RefSeq and is a predicted model, not a curated record. The coding region runs from base 123 to 653 and encodes 176 amino acids.